This is a messenger RNA of Didymodactylos carnosus, 3048 nucleotides long. The record is from the annotation of a GenBank genome assembly. Lineage: Eukaryota; Metazoa; Rotifera; Eurotatoria; Philodinida; Philodinidae.
AUGACUGAAAAACGUCCACGUUUCGAAAUUUUACCGGUCUCCGAGAUUACUGAACAAUCAUCGAUAACAAUGCCAAUAGAUACAAGUGUUGAUAUUGUUAAUGAAAAUCCUAUACUUUCUCCUCCACCACCAGCCCCUUUACUCCCACCAUCGAUACCCUCAUCCAGCUCCUUACGUACAAGGCGAACAUUGAACCUAAGUACAUAUUUAAAAAAGAAGUCAUUGUAUAAUAGUCGAAAGUUUUCCACAGUUGCUAGUUUCGAUCUUCCAGAUUUAAAAACGUAUUAUCCUGUAGACGAGCCUCUAUUACACAAACCAUUAUUAUGUUUAAAUUCGUUAUCAGUCGUAGACAGUAAGGAAACUAAUAAUGUGGUUGAUACAAAACAGUCUCUACCCAGUGAUGACACCGAUCUUCUGUCAAUGAGCGCAACUGAAUAUGAUCCAUAUGCAACAACUCAUUCAUCACAAACUCAAGAUGAUACUUGCAAAAUCACAAAUAAAUUUUUAAACGAAUUACGUCGAAAAGGGCGUGAAUUACGUGAAAGACGUAACAAUAUGCCAAUUGAUCAACGUAUACUUCAACAUAAAUCUCAUCAAUUACGUGCACAAGAUAUUUUUGAUGUUCAUUUUGGUAUAGACGAUUAUGGUACCAAAGAGGUGACAUGGGGAUGGAAUAUCGAUCCAUCUGAUGAAUAUAAUCAACAAAUAAAAACACCACAUAUCUAUGAUUAUAAUUUGAAUAAUAUAGUUAAAGUACCAUUACUAUAUGAUGAAAAAGUUCAACAACAAAUUAAAGCCGAUAUUUAUGAUGAAUUAAAUCGACAACGAAACAAAACAUUAUAUAAACAACAUCGUCAUAUUUUUGUGGGAAGAGUUUUAUUUAUAUUAGUUUCAUCAUUUUUUGGCUUUAUGGCGUUCACGUUGAUAUAUGUUGUAUCAAGUUUAUAUAAUCGAGCGGAUUAUGCCAAAUUGCCCGAUAACGAAGGUGAUAAAGCUAAACAGAUGGGUAAAUGGUUAUUAGAAAUAUCAUGGGAAAUAGCAAACAAAGUUACUGGCAUUUAUAAAGUUAUUAGAUCAAAAGUUCCUAUAACAAAAAAAGAAUAUGGUAAUAAUUUUAUUUGUAUUGGACCUUAUAACGAUUCAUUUGUUAAAAGUGAAGUUGAAAUAUGUGAACCACGUAUGAAUGUAGUUAAAGCAGUUGUUAAUGAUAUGAAACGUUAUGGUGUUCAUGUUGUGACUGGUAAUUGGCUUAUUGAAGGUUUACCACAGGUUGUUCUAUUUGAUACUGGAUCGGCAGCAGAUCGUUUAGAUGGAUGGAGAAGUGACUUUUUUGAAUAUGCCAGAAUUCAAAUACCAUAUCAUGAUAAAGAAGCCAAUGAUGCAGUCAUAUUUGGGUUUUGUGUUUUCUGGUUUAUUGGAAUAUUUCUUAAAAAAUUAAAAUUUUAUAAACGUCGUUAUGUAAUUGCGCAUUUUCAUGAAUGGUUAGCUGGUGUUGGUUUAAUUAUGGCACGUUUACGUGGUUAUGAUUGUGCAUUAGUAUUUACAACACAUGGAACAUUAUUAGGAAAAUGUUUAUGUGGGAGUUCAACUGAUUUUUAUAACCGUUUAGACUCGUUUAAUUCGGAUAAAGAAGCUGGUGAUCGUCAGAUAUAUCAUCGUUAUUGUAUUGAACGUGCUGCUGCUUCAUGUGCACAUGUAUUUACAACAGUAUCAGGAAUAACUGGAAUCGAGUCCGAAUUUUUAUUGAAUAAAAAGCCAGAUUUAUUAACACCAAAUGGUUUAAUUGAACAACGUUUUGCUGCGUUGCAUGAAUUCCAAAAUCUUCAUGCACAAAAUAAAGAAAAAUUACAUGCAUUUGUACGUGGUCAUUUCUAUGGCCACUAUGAUUUUGAUUUGGAUAAAACACUAUAUUGCUUUAUCACUGGUCAAUAUGAAUUUUUUAAUAAAGGUGUCGAUAUGUUUAUUGAAUCAUUAGCAAAAUUGAAUGAUAUGCUUAAAUCACUUGGUUCCGAUAUGACCAUUAUUGCAUUUCUGAUAUUUCCAACAGCUACAAAUAAUUUUAAUAUUGAAUCAUUACGUGGCCAAUCUAUUGCAAAAAUGUUACGUGAUACUGUACAAAAUGUUCAAAGUGAAAUUGGUAAACCUUUAUAUGAAGUUUGUUUAAAAGGAUGUGUUCCGUCGGCUGAUGAAAUUUUACAUACAGAAGAUAUGAUUGAAUUAAAAAAAUGUGUAUUGGCAUCUGAGCGUUCAUCUUUACCAUCCAUAUCUACACACAAUGUUGUUGAUGAUAGUACAGACCCAAUAUUAAAUUCAUUGCGCCGUUAUCAAUUAUUUAAUAAUCGUUCUGAUCGUGUCAAAGUUAUAUUUCAUCCAGAAUUUUUACGUAGUACAAAUCCGUUAUUACCAUUAGAUUACGAAGAGUUUGUUCGUGGUUGUCAUUUGGGAGUAUUUCCAUCAUAUUAUGAACCAUGGGGUUAUAGCCCAGCUGAAUGUACAGUAAUGGGUGUACCAGUUAUAACAACAAAUUUAUCCGGUUUUGGUUGUUUCAUGGAAGAACGUAUUAGUGAUCCUAGUUCACACGGUAUUUAUAUUGUUGAUAGACAUUAUAAAACUGCUGAAGAAUCAUGUCAACAAUUAACAAAAUUUAUGUUUGAUUUUUCACAAUUAACAAGACGUCAACGUACUAUGUUACGUAAUAGAACAGUACGUUUAAGUGAAUUAUUAGAUUGGAAAACACUUGGAAUUUAUUACUAUAAAGCACGUCAGUUAGCUUUACAGCGAGUUCAUCCAGAAAUGGAAGGAGAAAUGAAGCUAAUUACAAAUCCAAAAUAUAAUCCUGGAAAAACACUUCAAUCUAGAAGAUCAUCUUCAUCGUCAUCUUCGUCUUCCUCUUCUACAGAAAGCUCAUCAGCAUGGUCGGAUGAAGAUCGUAAAAUGAAAUUAAAAGAAGCUGAACGGCAGCAAGAAGCAUCAUCCACACCCAUUCAACUGACUGACGAUAUUUUACUGGGUCCAUAUAGUCACAAUGAGAUAAUAAGUAAGAUUUAG